UAUGCAAUGAUGAGGAAAAAGUAUUUUUCCUCGUUCGAAGAGCAAGGCUUUCUUUUUUAUUAUGUGGAUGACAGUAUUUACAUUACUAAAAGCCAAAGUCUUGCAAUGCUCUAUCUCGAUAGAAUAAUUAAGGGAAUUCCAGAAUACAACUGUUGGUUUAAUAAAUCAAAAUUGAAAAUUAACUUCGACUCUUCUUAUGUUACUAUAGAACAAUGUUUGAGCAUUGAUUUCUUGGGCUGGAAAAUCCAUUGUGAUUCGCUUGAAGUAGAGCCGACUUAUGAAGUAGCUCGUUAUUCUACAACUUACACUCGACUUUCUUAUUUGUCACUGCAAAAAAAAAUUUUAAGCAUGAUGGCUUUGAAAAUAAAGAAGUUGGUCUUGAGUAACGAAGUAAAUAGUGAAACGCGAGUAAUAAACAAUAUAAAGAUUAUUGUACUGCAACACGCGAAACGGUGUUUUUCUUGGUUUAACUGCAUAUGGAGCGAUGGAUCUGAAUUUUCGAUCAAAAAUCUUAGAAAGUCAAACAGACAGUUAAUACGCAAAAUCGAGCGUUUUACAGAUUGGGAUAAAAAUCAGAGAAAUCGCUAUCACAACCAGUUGCAGUACAUUGUUUGGACAUCUUUUAUUGAAGUCUUUAACAAGAAAAACAGUAUGUUCUUAGACCAAAUCGCAGAGUUUAAAAAACUGAUGAGAUAUUACAAAAAGAAACUCAACGCAUAA
Copidosoma floridanum is the source of this 720-nucleotide messenger RNA. It is a transcript of the gene Tert, whose product is annotated as telomerase reverse transcriptase. The record is from RefSeq and is a predicted model, not a curated record. Gene Ontology annotation, molecular function: telomerase RNA binding; telomerase activity; telomeric repeat DNA binding. Gene Ontology annotation, biological process: telomere maintenance via telomerase. Lineage: Eukaryota; Metazoa; Arthropoda; Insecta; Hymenoptera; Encyrtidae. Gene Ontology annotation, cellular component: telomerase catalytic core complex.